CUGUCCAGCUUUCUUAUCGGUCCUUUUUUCUCCUUUUCGGUUUAUUUGUGUUCUCCAUCCUCUUCUAUUCUCAAAUCCAAUUCACCCCCUUCAGUUUUUGUCUUCUCCGACGAUCUGCCGAUGCAAACCGACCUCAAAACCACCGUCGCCUCCGUCGCUGCACGCACCGGAAUGCAUAUGCAGCGUUACGACAAUGGCCGCCGUCAAGUCGUCGGAUGUGUCCCCUAUAGAUACAAGGAUAGUGGUGAGACAUCAUCCUUGAAGGCUGAGGAUGCAUUUGAAGUUCUUGUCAUUAGUCCUCAGAGAAAACGCAAAGUGAAGCUGUUUCCCAAGGGAGGAUGGAAAACAGAUGAAACAAUGGAAGCUGCAGCGCUGCGAGAGACAGUGGAGGAAGCCGGGGUGGUGGGUGAGAUUGAGCCUAAACUAGGAACAUGGAGGUUUGAGAAAGGCAAAAAAUCAUGUGAAGGUCACAUGUUUCCACUCCUUGUGAAAGAGCAGCUAGAGUCCUGGCCAGAGGAGAACAUUCGCAAUAGAAAAUGGAUGAGUGUAAGGGAAGCCAGGAAAGCUUGCAAGCAAUGGUGGAUGAAGGAGGCGUUGGAAGCGUUAGUAGGGCACGUAACGAAGCAGAAGAAUGCAGGCUUACUUUCAGCCAUUGGACUUAGCCAAGCCUCCCUUUUCUCCCUCCCCCAACCAUGGAUUCUGCAGAGGAAGCAUAGCCUGCAGGAGAAGGGAAACCAUUAGUUUUAGUUAAUUACUUAUCUUG
Molecule: messenger RNA, 763 nt
Organism: Ipomoea nil (Japanese morning glory)
Lineage: Eukaryota; Viridiplantae; Streptophyta; Magnoliopsida; Solanales; Convolvulaceae
Product: nudix hydrolase 18, mitochondrial-like
Exons: 6
Coding region: 121-741 (206 amino acids)
Cellular component (GO): nucleus; cytoplasm
Molecular function (GO): pyrophosphatase activity
Source: RefSeq, a predicted model, not a curated record